This is a messenger RNA of Drosophila erecta, 1194 nucleotides long. RefSeq lists its product as uncharacterized. Bases 128 to 976 code for a protein of 282 amino acids. The record is from RefSeq and is a predicted model, not a curated record. Lineage: Eukaryota; Metazoa; Arthropoda; Insecta; Diptera; Drosophilidae. The transcript is spliced from 2 exons.
CCCAGCGAUUUCGCUGCAGUAGCAUCUUCAGAUUGUCGGCGAGUGGACGCGGAUAUUAGCCAACAAAGACCACCUCAUCACAAUAUCAGAACUCUGGAUAGCCGCAUCUGUCAGCCAGGACUCCACAAUGAAGCGUCUCGAGUGGCUGCUGCUCCUGGCGUUGGUAGCCUCCGUUUCAACGGCAGUGACUCCAAGGAGAAGGCGCCACAACGCGGUGGAAUCCGCAACUACCUCCAGUCUCGGUGAUUGGGGAUCAGCCUGGGGCUUGGGUCCCGAGAUGGCACUCGUGAGGAGGGUUUACGACGAUUGCCAAGAAAAGAACGACUUCAUUGGCUGCCUGAAACAGAAAGCCCUCCAUGCUCUUAGUCGAGCCCUGGACCAGGACUCCAUCAAGAUAGUGGAUGGUCUGGUGCUGGAGAAGCAGAACCAGACCGAAACUGAGAGCAUACUGGGCUCCCUGACGGAUGCCCGGCAAUUUGGCAACCUGGCGCCCAUCGAUCGAGCCCUUCUCUCCAAGGCGGAUAAGCUGAUGCGGACACACACGCUCAAAAUCGACAUGGACGGAGGCGGCGGAGAGGAUAGCGUGGGCCGUGGGCACGGCCACAAGAAAAAGAAGCACAAGGAGGGGGGCCACAUCAAGUACGUGGUGGCCGCCCUCCUCACCGCCAUGGGCAUCGCUGGUCCAUUGGGUCUGAAGGCUCUGGCCGCGAUCGCCGGCAAGGCGCUCGUCAUCAGCAAGGUGGCCCUGACCAUUGCCGGGAUCAUAGCGCUCAAGAAACUCUUCUCGCACGACCACAGCGAGGAGACCAGCUUCCAGGUGCAUGCGGGUGAACAUAACAGACGCAACACAUACGUGAUCCGACCGGUGUCCAAGACGAGUGGUGGGGCAGGCGCCGGUGGCGUGGGCGUGACCGCCGCCGGCGGCAGCUCUUCAGUGGAUCCGUAUCGCUACUACUACGAAUACCACCAGCAGUAACGCGACUGCACAGUGGCGAUAGCGGUGUCUGGAGAAAUCUCCGCCGUUUUUCGGCGCCGGAGUCUUGAUGCAGCUAGACUACCAAAGAAUCGAUCCACAUUCGGUCGGACCAAUUGGAGUCCGACAGCAGCCGUUCACCUUCAUAUAGCUCCUAAGUUGUAGGCUAAUAUAUUAUGCAGUUGCGCGAACCCUGAGAAUAAAGUCCAAAUAAUAAACAA